AGCAGCCGCGGCGUAGGACGGGACGGGAGUCCGGCGCCGGAGGAGGAGAGCGCAUGGAGAGACCGGCCGCCCGGCAGCUCCUGCUGGGGCUUUGGGUCGCCUGCUCCGCCUUGAGCGGCGUCAGAGGUGAUUUCUGUGAUGUAAAUCAGUGCCAGAAUGGAGGGACUUGUCUGAAGAGUCUGGAUCAAUCUCCUUUCUUCUGCCUCUGUGCAGAAGGCUUUACUGGGCCUACCUGCAAUGAAACUGAGAAAGGUCCCUGCGAUCCCAAUCCGUGCAAGAAUAAGGGGGAAUGCAGGUUGCUUCCCAAUCGGGGUGAUGCCUUCAGCGAAUACCUGUGCAUCUGUCAUGCUGGGUACAGUGGCAAACACUGCCAGUACAAUGUGAAUGAAUGCCUUUUCCAGCCCUGCAAGAACGGGGGGACCUGCCUGGAUCUGAGGGGCAACUUUGACUGUAAAUGCCCCUCGCCCUAUGUGGGGAAGACCUGCCAGAUACGCUGUAAAGAUGAGUUGGGCAUGCAGACGAGAGCUAUUGCAGACACUCAGCUUACAGCAUCAUCGAUAUAUCAUGGCCUUAUGAGUAUGCAACGCUGGACCCCUGAACUUGCUCGCCUCCAGAACAGCGGAAUUGUGAAUGCCUGGAGAGCCAGCACCGAGGACAAAAAACCUUGGAUUCAGAUCAAUCUGUUGAAAAAAAUGUUCCUCUCUGGGAUCGUUACUCAAGGGGCAGGCCGUCUAGGAGCAUCAGAGUUUGUUCGGUCUUACAAAGUUUCCUACAGUCUAGAUGGACGAGUAUUUGAAUUCUACAAAGAUGAGAAUCAAAACCAUGAAAAGAUUUUCUUAGGCAAUACAGACCGAUAUGCUGCAGUGACCAACAUGUUUAAUUCUCCAGUCAUCGCCCAGUAUUUCCGAAUCCACCCAGUAACGUUCGAGGGUGGCUACACUCUGCGGUUUGAACUGAUUGGCUGUGAAAUGAAUGGUUGCUCCGAUCCUCUGGGCGUGAAGUCCCAUCGCGUCUCUGACCGGCAGAUCACAGCCUCCAGCGUGUACAAGACCUGGGGUUUUAGUAGUAUGACUUGGCACCCUUACUAUGCCCGCCUUGAUAACACUGGGAAAUCCAAUGCCUGGACUGCCCUCAGGAACGUGCCAGGCGAGUGGCUUCAGAUUGAUCUUCUGAAAGUGAAAAAAGUGUCUGGGAUCAUAACACAGGGAGCACGAGAUUUUGGGCACAUUCAGUACGUAGCAGCCUACAAAGUGGCCUACAGCAAUGAUGGGAAAUCCUGGACUGUCUACCACGACGAUAAGACAAACAGCAUCAAGCUAUUCCAAGGCAACCACGACAACAAUUCUCACAAGAAGAACAUGUUUGAUGUGCCAUUUCACGCCCGCUUCGUCCGCAUCUUACCUGAGGCUUGGCACAACCGCAUCACAUUGCGAGUGGAACUUCUGGGAUGCGAUGAGUAGGCGGUUGACCGAAGGGGGGAUGGUGUCAAAAAUCGGACAGCUCCACAUCUCCCCAAGGAUGCUUUCC
Molecule: messenger RNA, 1527 nt
Organism: Protobothrops mucrosquamatus (brown spotted pit viper)
Lineage: Eukaryota; Metazoa; Chordata; Lepidosauria; Squamata; Viperidae
Product: lactadherin-like
Exons: 10
Coding region: 54-1460 (468 amino acids)
Molecular function (GO): calcium ion binding
Source: RefSeq, a predicted model, not a curated record